Pipistrellus nathusii (Nathusius's pipistrelle) is the source of this 354-nucleotide messenger RNA. NCBI's taxonomy places the organism in Eukaryota, Metazoa, Chordata, Mammalia, Chiroptera, Vespertilionidae. The record is from the annotation of a GenBank genome assembly.
AUGUCCAGCAAUGUCCCGGCGGAUAUGAUCAAUUUGCGCCUCAUCUUGGUUAGCGGAAAGACAAAAGAGUUCCUGUUUUCUCCAAAUGACUCUGCUUCUGACAUUGCCAAGCAUGUGUAUGACAAUUGGCCAAUGGACUGGGAAGAAGAGCAGGUCAGCAGCCCAAAUAUUCUACGACUUAUUUAUCAAGGACGAUUUCUACAUGGAAAUGUCACAUUAGGAGCAUUAAAACUUCCUUUUGGCAAAACAACAGUGAUGCAUUUGGUGGCCAGAGAGACAUUGCCAGAGCCAAACUCUCAAGGUCAGAGGAAUCGUGAGAAGACUGGAGAGAGUAAUUGUUGUAUAAUCUUGUAA